CGAAGCAAGACGGCUAGGGUUCCUCCUCUCCCGUUUCCAUCUCCAAGACGACCUGAAAGAGCUUCUCUUCUCUCCUCUCUCAACCGACCAACAUGACUAAGCGAACGAAGAAGGCUGGCAUUGUUGGAAAGUAUGGUACUCGUUAUGGGGCUAGUCUGCGAAAGCAGAUUAAGAAGAUGGAGGUUUCCCAGCAUAGCAAAUAUUUCUGCGAGUUUUGUGGAAAGUAUGCUGUGAAGAGAAAGGCAGUGGGGAUUUGGGGCUGCAAGGAUUGCGGCAAAGUCAAGGCCGGUGGUGCAUACACGUUGAACACUGCUAGUGCUGUGACUGUCAGAAGCACAAUUCGGAGGCUGAGGGAGCAAACUGAGAGCUAAGCGCCUUAGCAUUAGGCCUUUUCUAUGUCUAUUGUUGUGGUAAUUGCUUUAUCUGGCUGGUGGGUACGAACAGCUUUUAAGCAAUUCUCUUUCUAUAAUUUGAAGAACUAUUCACUUUUGUUAGAGGCAGUGGGCAUUUCAGAAGUAGAAUGGCAAUGGUAUGAUGCAGUGCAGGGGUGUCUUAAAAUUUACCCUAUCCUCUAUUUGGGUUUAAUUCGAUUAUUUGGGUGUUGAGAACUGUUUGUUCA
Molecule: messenger RNA, 619 nt
Organism: Diospyros lotus (date-plum)
Lineage: Eukaryota; Viridiplantae; Streptophyta; Magnoliopsida; Ericales; Ebenaceae
Product: 60S ribosomal protein L37a
Exons: 5
Coding region: 93-371 (92 amino acids)
Biological process (GO): translation
Cellular component (GO): ribosome
Molecular function (GO): structural constituent of ribosome
Source: RefSeq, a predicted model, not a curated record